CGUUGCGCAUAGAGGCCGCAGUGCGGUAUGGCCCUGGCCUGUAUCAGUGUAUGCUCGCUCUGCGUCGUUUUCCAGAAGCUCGGUAGGUACUUUUCAGAUUCUGCAAUUGCAACUUUAAGUUUAACCGAAGGCGCCCUCCUUUGAAGAGAAACCUUCUGUCGACGUUCUCUGAGAUCAAGGAAUAUGGGUCUCAAGCUGGGAGACACGUUCCCUGAUUUCACUGCUGACUCGUCUCAAGGACAAAUCCAUUGGCAUGAGUUCAUUGACGGGUCAUGGGCAAUCUUGUUUUCACACCCUGCCGACUUCACCCCAGUUUGCACCACGGAGCUUGGGGCUGUUGCCAAGUACUUGCCAGAGUUUGAGAAGCGCGGUGUGAAGUUGGCCGCCAUUAGCCACAACGACGUCGAGUCCCACAAGGGUUGGAUUCCCGACAUUGAGACCUACACUCCGGGUGUCAAGGUUGGGUACCCCAUCAUUGCGGACCCGGAGAAGGAGCUCGCCGUCAAGCUGGGGAGCCUAGACCCUGACGAGAAGGAUGCCAAGGGCCUCCCAGCCAAUGCACGUGCCGUGUGGAUCAUUGGGCCGGACAAGAAGCUCAAGCUGUCCAUCCUGUACCCCGCAACUACAGGUCGCAACUUUGAGGAGGUGCUACGCGUGCUGGACUCGCUCCAGCUGACGGCCAAGCACAGCGUGGCGACCCCCGUCAACUGGCACCACGGCGAGAAGGUGAUCAUCGUGCCGUCCAUCAGCGACGAGGCCGCCAAGGAGAACCGAACAUCUAGAUGA
Messenger RNA from Klebsormidium nitens, 786 nucleotides. The record is from the annotation of a GenBank genome assembly. NCBI's taxonomy places the organism in Eukaryota, Viridiplantae, Streptophyta, Klebsormidiophyceae, Klebsormidiales, Klebsormidiaceae.